GAUGUCACUCUCGCGUGGACUGACACUCUUAGCGAAGGAGUAGACGAGACGAGGAGGAACCGACAAGUCGCCCAGUUGGCAGAGUGACGAAGUUGUCUUCGGAAACUUGAAGGCUCCCAACGAAAGCCACAAUGACUUCGACGAACAUGUUUCAAGGGUUGGAUAGUGGGUCAAAACCAAGCUCAAGGGUGCUGCGGCCUCCCGGUGGCGGCUCCAGUAAUCUGUUUGGUGGCUACGAAGAGGAAGCCCCGCAAUCUAGAAGACCAAAUAAGAUGGCCUCUAAUCUAUUCGGUUCCCCAGAGGAGCCCCAGAGCGCACCCAGGCGCUCCAACCCUCCAGGUGGGAAGAGCAGUGGAAUAUUUGGGGAACCUGAACCUCCAGUCCAACCACAGAGAUCCCUUCCCCCAGGUGGACCAAGCAACAAUAUAUUUGGGGCUGGGGAUAGUGCAGACGUCCAAAGCCCAAGUCACCCAAAUAAGCCAAAGGACAAUCUAUCUGUCGGAUCGGUACAAAAAUCACCAGCGACCGAGAUGAAAGUCAGCUCGCCCGAGGUCAAGGUCAUCCAGCCUGAGGUUAAAGAGCAAAUUGUCUCACCUGCCGUUGUGCUACCUGAGGAGGAGCCCCCUGCUCCUCCUGUUGCUCCAGCCGCCCCGGCUGCCCCAGAGGCCGUUCCCUCUUCCUCCUCAUCCCCUCCACCUCCUCAUGACAUGAAGAACUACGAGCCUCACCUGGGACCCAAGCCUCGCUCUCACAACAGGGUCCUUAAUCCCCCCGGAGGAAAGUCCAGCGUGGUGUUCUACUGAUUUUUCUGCCCCCAACCUACCCCCACCCCUUCUCCCACUGUGGGUCUACCCUGUACACGUUUUGUCUGCUCCCCUAUGCAUCUUCUUUCAUUCCAACGCACAGCACCCCUCACGGUUAUCUCACAUGUACACGAAAAGAUCAAGAUCUGUUGUUGUUGAAAUGAAACGGUCUGAUCUGACCUCCUCAACGUGUUGCACUUUCAGCCCGAUUUCCAGCUCUGCAGCUCUUUUCGUCCUUUCUUUACUUUAUCCUUAAAACCUGCAUUACACAAUCACCACCUUUUCAAUCAACUCUUAGAACUGUUGUGGUUCUGUUUCAAUAAUGUUUUUUUUUUUUUUUAAUGCCAGACCAUCACUUAAAAUUACUGGGUGUGUGAGCCCUAAAGUUUUGCCUUGAAGUAUUUCUGUGGCCUUUGAAAUCAUCUUUGUUUACCUUUGUUCUCUGUCAAUCAAAUGUGCCUAACACAAAGGGUCUACUGUGAGCGCUGACCCUUCAGGGGACAAAUACCCCCCCCCCCCAAAAAAAAAGGACAUCAAAUCAAAGACAAAUGCGAAUGUUUACUCUAAACGGUUUCUGCUUCCCGUACAGAAAUUCCAUCUUGAUUUUAUGCGAUUGUGUAGUUUCUGCUUUGCCCUCAUUGCUUGCUUUAUCUUUUUGCCUUUUUUUUUUUUUUUUUUUCUCCCUCGGGGUUGGCCUCUGUUUAUGUUUUAAAUUAAAACAGUUGGAGAUGUGGGGGGGAUCUCUGGACAAGCUUGUGGCCCACCUGAGUUCAGGUGAGCUAUUUUAGGUUAUCAGCUCCCACCCGUUUCACGAUGCUCAUUGAAGAUAUUUUGGCACCCGGCCUGUCCCCGUUUGAGUUGAUGUGCCUGGCAGCAAUGAGUGUGGCAGAAUUCAGUCCUGUGUAUUGCAAUAAAAUGUUUUUGCAGUUGGA
Syngnathoides biaculeatus (alligator pipefish) is the source of this 1735-nucleotide messenger RNA. RefSeq names its product Jupiter microtubule associated homolog 2 (gene jpt2). Lineage: Eukaryota; Metazoa; Chordata; Actinopteri; Syngnathiformes; Syngnathidae. The record is from RefSeq and is a predicted model, not a curated record. The transcript is spliced from 5 exons. Gene Ontology annotation, cellular component: nucleus. The coding region runs from base 132 to 803 and encodes 223 amino acids.